AUGCUUUCAUUCCGACUGCCAUCUAUCAACAAACUGCUGCCGUGGGGAGACCGGGUGCUUUUCGCGGUGCCGUCUGUCAAAAUCCACGAUAUUGAUACGGCUCUGGAGAAGCCCGCCCGCGCUCUGAAGCAUCUACUCAAACUGAACCACGCCAACCAUGCGAUUUUGUACAAUGAACGAAGAUUCCAUAAUCAUGCCCCCCACAUCCUUUGUUCAUCUUUCCUGCAAGGAGCGGACGCAGAUGACUUGAACCGUGUCUAUGAGGCUGAAUCCAAGCAUCUUGAAGUUUGGACAGAUGCACCGGCUGAGAUCAGUCUUUAUGACUGGAGGGACUACUUGGGGUGCAGAGAAUACCAGCGUGCCUUUGUGGACUUUUUUGAGGAUGAACUCGUUCGCCAGGGAUAUGAUUGGAAGAGUGUCGUCAAUGAGUAUCUCUUCUCGGGCAAAGAGCCAUUGUUCAACUCCGUUGUUGCUGAUCUUGGACAUCCCCUGAUUCAUCUGGCAUAUGCUUUUGAACUUUCCAGCCGCGAAGUCGCCAUGGAAGCCCUGGCCAUGACCUCAACCUGCUACAGCAGCAUCCACAAGUAUCUGGACGACCCUUCCUACGCUCAGGCCGAGUCAUCCUACCAGUCCAACUCCCUCUUUGAGAUCAUCAACAAGGUCCGUACCGACAAGCAAUUCAACGGCCUCUUUGGAACCCCCGGCGACCACAACAUCGAAGUCAUCUUCCGUGAACGCGAAGCCGCCCUUCUCAACCACUGGAACGCGUGGAAGAUCCAAGAUCCCGUCAAGCAGUUCCGGGAGAGCCAAGAACUUGCCGCCGCCGUCUUGAUGGGCACUCAUUCCGACCGAACCAGUGAACAGUACGAUUUCUUCUUCGUUCACAUUCUGACUACCAGCCACGCGGUCCGGGUCCUCCUGCCACUCAUCCCUCCCCAAUUUCAGGUCUCUCUGGUUCGACAGUGGUGGCUCUUAACGCUGUCCGUCUACAUUGCUCAACUCCGACCGGAACUCGACCUGGACCGGAUCCGCAAGUACGAGCUCACUGGCCGCGACUGGACCUGGACCGCCAAGCAGGCCGUCAAGGGCGAAUACUCGACUGAUACACACUACGUGAAAGCGCUGCGAGCGUUCCGGGAAUGUGCCGAUACCUGGGGAGACGCGGAGUCUUUCUAUCUCAAGGCGGCGGUCAAGUUUGGCGAGGAAUUCAACGGUUGGGGAGGAUUUAUCUGA
Molecule: messenger RNA, 1233 nt
Organism: Aspergillus ibericus CBS 121593
Lineage: Eukaryota; Fungi; Ascomycota; Eurotiomycetes; Eurotiales; Aspergillaceae
Product: questin oxidase family protein
Exons: 4
Coding region: 1-1233 (410 amino acids)
Molecular function (GO): oxidoreductase activity
Source: RefSeq, a predicted model, not a curated record